This is a messenger RNA of Ostrinia nubilalis (European corn borer), 4204 nucleotides long. RefSeq names its product mitochondrial proton/calcium exchanger protein (gene Letm1). Gene Ontology annotation, biological process: intracellular monoatomic cation homeostasis. Gene Ontology annotation, cellular component: mitochondrial inner membrane. The record is from RefSeq and is a predicted model, not a curated record. Lineage: Eukaryota; Metazoa; Arthropoda; Insecta; Lepidoptera; Crambidae. The transcript is spliced from 7 exons. The coding region runs from base 95 to 2374 and encodes 759 amino acids. Gene Ontology annotation, molecular function: ribosome binding.
ACUUUUUCUCGAUUGUCAUGGUGUGUAAAGGUUGAUUUUGUUUUUGUUACAUUUUUCGUAUUUUUCCGCAAUAUAAAUCGUAUUUCGAUACACAAUGAACAGAAUCAUUUUAAACCACUGCCGGUGUGUUAAAAGAUCAACCUUACUAUGGGAGACCAGACAGUAUCAAAAUUUUCCAUACAUAGCACUCUCAAGGUCGCUGUCCUACUACACAGCUCAGCCUUUAGGCUUGAGACAUGAUGUUACCCAGAAACCUCUACACACAAGGAACCUCUUCUACCCAGAUCAUGUCAGGCUAAUAUCCACAUCCAAACAAUACUUUGAUAAGGAACCCCUCAAACCUUCAUCCAAAGUGGAGGCCACUGUUGAGACAAUAAAAAAGGAUUUAGAAGAAAAAGAGAAGCUUCCCAAAAAGGAAGAGAAGAAAAAGAGCAUAAAACAGAGAAUAAUGGAUGAGUUACGACAUUAUUACCAUGGGUUCAGGCUGCUUUUCAUUGAAAUAAGAAUAUCAACAACAUUACUGUUCAGGAUAUUGAAGGGUGAUACUCUCACUAGGAGAGAGCACAGGCUGCUGGUUACCACCAUCGGUGACCUAUUUAGGAUGGUACCGUUUAUUGUUAUCAUUGCAGUUCCAUUCCUGGAGUUUGCACUGCCGGUAUUAAUCAAAUUGUUCCCAAACAUGUUACCAUCCACAUUCGAAAGCAGAGACAUGAAGGAAGCUAAGCUGAAGCAGCACUUAAAAGUGAAGCUGGAGAUGGCAAAGUUUUUCCAAGAGACGUUAGAUCAAAUGGCUCCACAAGCCGGUAACAGGCAUUCAGAGUUAGCAAAAGAAUUCUCUACCUUCUUCAAUAAAAUUCGAACUUCAGGUGACAUUGCCACUAGCGAAGAGAUAAUGAAGUUUUCAAAAUUGUUUGAGGAUGAAAUUACCUUGGAUUCCCUGGGAAGACCACAUUUAGUGGCUCUCUGUAAAGUUUUAAACGUUUCUACAAUUGGUACAGGUGCAAUGUUACGUUUUAAUUUGAAGAUGAAGUUGAGGUCAUUGUCAGCAGAUGACAAAAUGAUAGCUAAAGAGGGUGUGGACAGUUUGAACUUCAGUGAGCUACAGCAAGCUUGCCGAGCUCGUGGUAUGAGAGCGUAUGGUGUGUCUGAGGAGCGUUUAAGGAAAGAGUUGAGGAACUGGUUGGACUUGUCGUUAAAUGAGAAAGUGCCUCCGUCGCUACUGCUGCUGUCCAGAGCGUUGAUGGUACCUGAUCACGUGCCGACUACGUACAAGCUGAAGGCAACUAUCUCAGCACUGCCUGAGCAUGUUGUGACACAAACGAAAGCAGCCAUUGGCGAAAAGGAAGGCAAAUUGGACUUCAAGGUGAAAGCAGAUGCCAUCAAACUUGAAGAACAAAGAAUCAAGGAAGAAAAGAGAGAAAUGCUGGAGGCUGAGAAAGAGAAACAAAUUCUUGAAGCUAAAAAGAGAGAGAAGGAAGUCCUCAAAGACAAAGCACCAAUCAUCGACAUGGAAUCGGAUCCAAUUAUGAUUGAUCCAGCACCGGUAAUUGCUGUUGACUCCGUGAAAAAGUCUGAAGAAGGUCUGUCUGGCAAAGACAUUGAUGUCAUUGAGGAUGCUUUAGAGAAAUUAGCUGAACAGAAGAGGUCCCUGCUCCUCGAGAAGGAAAGCAUCCAGGAGCUGAAGGCCGAGCUCUCGGAGUACAGCGAGGAUGUCAAGGAGAUGGACGAGAUCGUGAAGACCAAGCAGGCAGACAUCAAGCUUACUAAGGGAGCCACGAGAUUGUACCGCGCCGUCAACAACAUGAUCAGCAAGUUGGACACGGUUCUGGUCGAGCUUGAGAGCAAAGAGAAAGCCCUCAAAAACACCCUGGAACAGACGAAAUCCGAGCCCGGGAAGGCUAAGGAACAACUCAUCCAGAUAGACGAACUGAUGCAUUCCAUUAAGAGCCUGCAGAAAGUACCUGAUGCGGCCAAGCUGAAACUGAUCCAAGACGUUUUGGGCAGGCUCGACGAUGACUUCGACGGACAGUUGAAGGUCGAUGAUGUUUUGAAGAUGCUCGAAAUAAUAGGCAACGAGAACGUCAACCUAUCAGAGAAGCAGAUGGCUGAGCUGAUCGAACUCCUGGACAAGGAGGAGAUCCUCGAAGUGGAGAGCAAGAUCCAGAAGGCGUUGGACAAGGCGGCCGUCGCAGCGAAGGAGAUGGAUAAAGCUUCUGUUACAGAGGGAAAGAGUUUAUUCGACAUAAUCCGAGAAGCGCAGAAACGAAGAACAUUAAAGAAAGCCGUUGGUACGAAGUUAGAGGAAGAACCGAUUCCGAAGAGCGAGCCCAUAGUCAAACCAGAGGAGAGCAGUAAACGGCCAGAGAGUCAUUGAGCCUAGCCUAGUCGAUUCUAGCCUGGCCGCCCUAGCCUGGCUAAGCCUAGCCCGGCCUAACCUAGCCUCAGUCUAGCAUGGGUUUAUAAAACAUAAUAUUAUACCCUAGUCGUGGAAUAGUUUGUAGUAAGACCUCUUUUCGUAGACAAAGUAACAUCGUUAUAUUUUUGACAUUUAUACAGUUGGUUUCGCUCAUUAUCGUAGAGUAUUUUUAUGAGCGUAUCUAGAUUGUUGUUAGACUUCGAAUAAGCUUGUAACUGCCAUAGAGAUCUUAACAUUUUCAAUAGCGAAUGUCACUUUGUCUAAGGUCUGCUUAGCUUACUCUGAUUUCGAUUCUGACUAGCCCGGCUCGGCUUAGCCUCGCCUAGCCUAGCUUUACUUAGUCAUGUUGUACAUACGUCGUUGUGGGUGUUAGUUCGCUUUCGCUCUGGUUUGGCCUCAAAUCAACGAUGAAGGCGCUUGGGGGUUAAAAGGCCCGUAGGAAGGAAUAAAGAAGAAAAUAUCUACAUUAUUUGGAAUAUUUCAAUCGAAAUUCAAAGGGGAGGACCCCUUGAUGUCAAGUUUUAUGAAACAAUCUCAGUUUCAAAGUAGUACUUAUUUAAAAUUUAUAUAAAUUGUGAUUUAAUCUGUUUAUAAAUUAAGACUGUCCUUUUGCUAUCUCUCUAUAAAUGCCGGCGGGACAGCAUUAUUAAUCGUUGAUAUCUUUAAAUAAAUUACCUAAUUGGUGUUGUGUAAACUUAGUUUUUUUUAUUGGCAACAAUUUUUAGAUCCUGACUACGGUCCGAACUCCUGUUUAGAGCCAGUAAAAUCGAGUCAAACACGACGAACAUAAUUUAUGUAGAAGAAUAUUUUUACGUUUAUUGAUGUGUUACCCUAAUGACAAUAAGCAUUUUUGUAAACAUGUAAUCAAUCACACAUAAAUAUGUAAAUAAGGUUUUACAUAGCAUUGUAUCGUAUAAUCUUUCCGUACCGUACAAAGUUAACUUUCUAAUGUGUUGUAGCGUUUUAUUUUUUCGCGUAUAUUUUUUUCUUUGAUCUUUUCAGAGAUUUAUUGUAUUGUUUAUGCAUUUCUGUGAUCAAUAUUCAAUUUAAGUUUUAUUUAUAUUUUAGUCAGCGGAAAAAUGUUGGUGCACAAAUUGUUUUUGAUGUCAGUAUGUCCGUUGUUUGUGUUGCAAUAAUUUCCUUAUUCCUCGGACUGAAAUCCAGGUGAAACGGUUAUAAGUACAUUAUUGUAUCUGAAACCUUAUUAUGUAUAUAACUUGCUAAUACAAUAUCCGCAUAGUGUUGUUAGACAGGAGAUCGUUCAGAUAUUUAACUUUUGGCUGUUCUGUAUUCGGUAAGACUUAUUACAUCAUUGACCUAGAGAAACAGGCAUGGCUAUGUUUAUUCCUUUUUUGGAUUUUAUCAACUUUGUGAUAAGGAUCUUCUGUUUGGCAGGAAACCAGGGAUGCAAAAAUUAUCGUAUAUUAAUUUAUGCAUAGCAUUAUUAUUUACUUUUACUGUAUUUUACCAUUAUUUAUUCAAUAGUUUCUUCUGUUGCGAGAAAUUGUAAUGUGAGCUCGAAUAGGCUUAAAAUGAAUUAACUAAAAGGAUGGUGGUAUAAUAAGUCUUAACUGUUGGAUCUGAGCAUCUAACGAAAAAAUGUUUCAAUUUGCUAUUCAUGUUAAUGAAUUUACUUUUACAAUGCGGGUGUUGGUUACUCUAAUCUACGUUUUAUAAAAACAAUGGUUAGUUUUUUGAGGAACAAUAAUGUUUUUUCGUUAGAUGAACAGAGGUACUUGAUACUUGUGAAGUUCUGAUAAAUAAAUGAGAAAAAUAAGAAUUGAAAAA